Messenger RNA from Metarhizium brunneum ARSEF 3297, 633 nucleotides. RefSeq lists its product as uncharacterized. The record is from RefSeq and is a predicted model, not a curated record. Lineage: Eukaryota; Fungi; Ascomycota; Sordariomycetes; Hypocreales; Clavicipitaceae. Gene Ontology annotation, molecular function: acyltransferase activity, transferring groups other than amino-acyl groups.
AUGCCACCGCCAAACAGAAUCCUCACAUCGCCUAACCCUCCCUCGCCCGAGCCAGGGACAGUCCUCCUCGAAACACCACGGCUCAUCCUCCGCCGCUACAAGCUGUCAGACGCUCCGACGCUCGCCUCCGUCGGGGACCAUGAUGAAGUUGCCGCUACCCUCAGCGACAGGUUCCCGUCACCCUACACCGUCGAAGCCGCCUCCGAGUUUAUAGCAACCUGCGGCAACGGCGCGGAUCCGCACUAUCCCACACACGGGGCCAUCAUGCUCAAGCCCAACACGCCGGAUAACCUGACGACGGCGCCGGUCAUGAUUGGGGGCUUUGGAUUUCUCCCGCAACAGGAUGUCUUUUACAGGACGUGGGCAGUGGGUUAUUUCCUGACCCCGUCGGCCUGGGGCAAGGGAUAUGGUACGGAGGCGAUUGCCGCGGCGGUGCGGUGGGCGUUUGAGACGUGGCCUGGUUUGCUGAGGGUUGAUGGGCGGGCGUUCUCGUCGAAUCCGGCGAGUGUGAGGGUUAUGGAAAAGAGCGGGUUUGUGAGGGAGGGCGUCAGGAGGCGGGCGGUUGAGAAGGGCGGCGUUGUUUGGGAUAUUGUUGCUUUGGGGGUUGUGAGGAGUGAUUUGGGGUUAGGAUAG